Messenger RNA from Heterobasidion irregulare TC 32-1, 201 nucleotides. RefSeq lists its product as uncharacterized. NCBI's taxonomy places the organism in Eukaryota, Fungi, Basidiomycota, Agaricomycetes, Russulales, Bondarzewiaceae. The record is from RefSeq and is a predicted model, not a curated record. Bases 1 to 201 code for a protein of 66 amino acids. The transcript is spliced from 2 exons.
AUGUGGCCAAUAAAUUGCGCUGCGGAGGACGCUGCUGUUGCUGCUUCGGGCGAGCGGUCGGAUCUUGUCCAUCGCACUUACAAGUGGGGCACCGUCAUCGCCGGCCUCCUCGCCGGCAAUCUCCUCAUUGGGCCCGUUCUCUGCGUGAUCGCGCUCUCGGUCCAGUAUGUGCGCGUCGAGGAGUAUAAGUCGGGCUUGUGA